AUGGAGCUGCGGGGGUGCACACGAGACACCUUGGUCACCCCCAAGCUGGAGGGACAUGCUGCCACUUCGGAGCCAUCUGAGUAUUUCUCUACCUCUGAGUGCUCUCAGCCUCUCAGUGUCUCCCCUUUCUCUGCAGACCCCUACAAAGAGCGUGUUCAGUACACACCUACGGGGAUUCGUUUCACUUCGGUGACUCGGAAGGACACGGGGAAGUAUGCCUGCGAGGUCCUCUGGACUGGAAGCGGGGGCACUAGCCAACUAACAAAGUCAGAAGUUGACCUCAUCGUCCAAGUGCCACCCUCCAAGCCCGUUGCCAAGGUGCCCACCUCGGUGACAAUCGGGAACAAAGCUGUGCUGAGAUGCACGGAAACAGAUGGCUCUCCACCCCCUACCUUCCAAUGGUACAGGGACAACAUCCUGAUGCCCUCCAAUCCCAAGACCAGUGAGAAAUUCAGGAACUCCUCCUACACGAUCGAUACCAAGACAGGAGUGCUGACAAUUGAGCCCGUAACCAGCUUCGACACGGGGGAUUAUUUUUGCGAGGCUCAGAACAACGUUGGGACUGCUCAGAAAUCUGAAGUCAUUCACUUGGAAGCCACUGAAGUCAAUGUGGGCGGUAUUGUGGCAGCUGUGGUCGUGCUGCUAAUCGUGCUGGCACUGGUUGCCUUCGGUAUCUGGUUCGCCUACCGUCGUGGCUUUUUCAGCAAGAGAAGAGACAGCACCAAUAAGCAAGUUAUCUACAGCCAGCCGUCCAACCGGAGUGACGGAGAAUUCAAACAGACCUCGUCCUUCCUGGUGUGACAUUGGCCCUGGAUUGGCUCCCCCUCUCCUGCUGACGUCCUGCCCCUUGCCUUAUGAACUGCUGUAAAUGUUCUGUGUGAAUUACUGUAACUCACUGCGAUUUUAACUAUUUUUUUUUUUAAAGUUUCACCUAGUGCCUUCUUAGUCAUGUUCUAGACUCUCCUUGUCCCAUAGAGUCAUGGGGCUGGAGUCUUGCCCACUGCACUACAGGUGACUUUGCAUAAGCCAAUCUUAUUUUCCUAAGAGCGACAGACGACAGACCCAGCUGCUGA
Chelonoidis abingdonii (Abingdon island giant tortoise) is the source of this 1073-nucleotide messenger RNA. The record is from RefSeq and is a predicted model, not a curated record. Lineage: Eukaryota; Metazoa; Chordata; Testudines; Testudinidae.